Messenger RNA from Onthophagus taurus, 854 nucleotides. Lineage: Eukaryota; Metazoa; Arthropoda; Insecta; Coleoptera; Scarabaeidae. The record is from RefSeq and is a predicted model, not a curated record.
AAUAAUCUUCUAAUAUUAACUUUAUUUUAGUUAGUUGUAGGUUUGCACGCGCACACAACUCACGGGGAUUUCCCCGUAAUAAGCCACGCAAGUCAAAAAAUAAUAGUUAGAGCCUCAAAUCCCGGUCAAUUUGAAAACGACGUUGAGUUAAUAUGGCAAAAAGGACAAACACAAGACUCAGUUUUCCACGCGGGAAAAGUUGGAAUCAACACCGACCGCCCAGAUGAAGCCUUAGUGGUCCACGGGAACCUAAAAAUAACCGGCCACAUCAUCCAACCCAGCGACAUCCGCGCAAAAAAGAACAUAGUCGAUUGCGAUACCCGACAACAACUCCAAAACGUUCAAAAAUUACGCGUUGUCCGCUACGAAUAUGACUCGGAAAUCGCGUCAAAACUCGAAAGAUCGUCAGGAAACAUGAUCGACACUGGAGUUAUAGCCCAAGAAGUAGCUGAGAUUUUACCCGAGGCUGUUAGCCCGGCGGGAAAUUUAAUCCUCCACGAUGGGACGUCGAUUGAUAACUUUUUAGUCGUGAAUAAAGAGAGGAUUUUUAUGGAGAACAUCGGGGCGGUGAAGGAGUUGUGUAAAGUCACCGAUAAUUUGGAGAAUCGAAUCGAUCAGUUAGAAAAGAUUAAUCGCAGGUUGAACAAGUUGAAACGAGGCGAUAGUUUGAAAUCGAACAGUACAAUUGGAAGUGGAAAUACGAUGAAGCACGUGCAACAUUCGAAGAAAUGUUUUAAACAUCAUAAAUGUAUCGAGGAGAAUGAGUUGUGCUCCACGAAGUUUAUACAGGUUAUAAUCGUCGUUUUGAUCUUGAUUAUGGCGUUUUGGUAAGAAAAAGAAAAUUUUUUACUCAU